AUGCUGACCCAGCCCGCCACGUCCCUGCCACGGGCGCAGAGGCAGCCCUCCUCUGGGGAGCCGCUGGCCGGCAUGGCCCCCAGCUCCUCCCAGAGCCCCCAGCUCCUCCCAGGGCCCCCAGCUCCUCCCAGAGCCCCCAGCUCCUCUCAGGGCCCCCAGCUCCUCCCAGAGCCCCCAGCUCCUCCCAGGGUCCCCAGCUUCUCCCAGGGCCCCCAGCUCCUCCCAGAGUCCCCAGCUCCUCCCAGAGCCCCAAGCUCCUCCCAGGGCCCCCAGCUCCUCUCAGGGCCCCCAGCUCCUCCUAGAGCCCCCAGCUCCUCCCAGGACCCCCAGCUCCUCUCAGGGCCCCCAGCUUCUCCCAUAGCCCCCAGCUCCUCCCAGGGCCCCCAGCGCCUCCCAGGGCCCCCAGCUCCUCCCAGGGCCCCCAGCGCCUCCCAGGGCCCCAGCUCCUCCCAGGGCCCCCAGCGCCUCCCAGGGCCCCCAGCUCCUCCCAGGGCCCCCAGCUCCUCCCAGAGCCCCCAGCUCCUCUCAGGGCCCCCAGCUCCUCCCAGAGCCCCCAGCUCCUCUCAGGGCCCCCAGCUCUUCCCAGAGCCCCCAGCUUCUCCCAGGGCCCCCAGCUCCUCCCAGGGCCCCCAGCUUCUCCCAUAG
Molecule: messenger RNA, 645 nt
Organism: Dipodomys spectabilis (banner-tailed kangaroo rat)
Lineage: Eukaryota; Metazoa; Chordata; Mammalia; Rodentia; Heteromyidae
Product: proline-rich protein 2-like
Exons: 2
Coding region: 1-645 (214 amino acids)
Source: RefSeq, a predicted model, not a curated record